Messenger RNA from Guyanagaster necrorhizus, 1249 nucleotides. RefSeq lists its product as uncharacterized. The transcript is spliced from 5 exons. NCBI's taxonomy places the organism in Eukaryota, Fungi, Basidiomycota, Agaricomycetes, Agaricales, Physalacriaceae. The record is from RefSeq and is a predicted model, not a curated record. Bases 358 to 1017 code for a protein of 219 amino acids.
UGUCACGGUCACAUGUUUAGACUCUUUCGUGUCUUCCGAGUCGUUAGCCGUCUUCCCUCCCAUCACUUGCUAUCACCAACGACAUAUGAUGUUUUUCACGUCUAUUUUCUCCCAUUUUUCAAGGUCGGCUAGGCUUGCAUCAUGAUGUGGAAGUCAUUGUACUCCACAAGGUUGCCAAGUUCCAACGGUACAGGACUCAGUUACGCUCAUCUGCCACAGACCACUAUACCUCUUCGGAAUGCGCGAUUCAGCCCCAAAGCUACCCCAUAUAGUGUCACCUUCUAACUAAGAUAUCUACUGGUAUUUGGCAGACAAGGAGCCACAAGAAACAGUUCAAUCCUGCGAGAAGCUCCUACCAUGCAUUUCGAACUCACGGUAAAUAUACUCUGCCUAAAUAAUGAAAAGAAACGUAAGAUGACAUCGAGGAGAUGCAUACCAAAGGGUUUCAGUCCUACAGACGCCCCACCGCAGUCCGGCGUUUAUUCUGACAAAAACCCGAUGAUCCCCUUCUUUAUGGAAUGUAAAGGGUCCCCGAUUGGCGGACAGAAAACCUGGCCCGCUUCUUUACACUCACCCCCACUGACAAACAUGAUCAGCACAGAACUGCUAAUCUCCCUGCGAAUCACCGUGGUUUGCACAUUCGUCAUGUCUAUUAUUACAUACGUCUACUGGGAUGAAAUCAGGAAAUUCUAUCGAGUUAAUCUCACGAAGCUACUCGUGGCGCUAGUCUUCUGCGCCUUGCUUAUGCAGCUCCGAGUCGAUAUCUGGCUUCCGACGUCAGAUAUACUGUACAGGUUCAUGGGAUGUUUCACCAGGAGUAUCCUCGUUGGAGCCGCAUUAAUCAUCACCAGUGCUGCUCGCAUGAUGUCCAUCGUAAUGAUUUUCCAUAUUAUCAUUAUGAUCUCGCGUUUCGCGCUUUACAGGCCCGAACUUCUACUGUUCGAGCUGGUCGUUUACAGGUCAUUGCGCAUCUCUGAAGCAGCACUAAGCUGGUUGUUAGCAGAAGUAGACUCAUAAUACUCGUACCAUCUGCCAUAUUUUCUGCUUCAUUAAUUCUAGUGUUCCUCUAGAUGGAUGACGAGAUCUUUCAAAGUCGAUAGCGACCUAAUCUUACGUAGAGAAAUGAUAAGAGCUUGUUCUUGGCUCAUACAUCAUCUAUCGAUAUCAGUUCUGUUGAUUAUAAGCCAGGAAAGACUUAGGCAUAGAGAGUUUUAGUGUAGAUUAUAUCGGGUACCGGACUUGAUUCAGU